Pyrgilauda ruficollis (rufous-necked snowfinch) is the source of this 1296-nucleotide messenger RNA. RefSeq names its product carbohydrate sulfotransferase 8 (gene CHST8). The record is from RefSeq and is a predicted model, not a curated record. The transcript is spliced from 3 exons. Gene Ontology annotation, cellular component: membrane. Gene Ontology annotation, molecular function: sulfotransferase activity. Gene Ontology annotation, biological process: carbohydrate biosynthetic process; proteoglycan biosynthetic process. NCBI's taxonomy places the organism in Eukaryota, Metazoa, Chordata, Aves, Passeriformes, Passeridae. Bases 1 to 1296 code for a protein of 431 amino acids.
AUGAGGCUGACAUGUAUGUUCUCCUUCAUCUUGCUGUUUGGAGCAGUUGGGCUCGUGGUCUUCAUUCACCUGCAGGAUCCAGAAGAAAUAGUUCAUCAGCAGACACCAGGGAUAAAAUAUAACAUGGGAUUCCAGCAACCAAAAAAAGACUGUGUUUCCAGCAAUAACCAGGAUAGAAGAUUAAGAAAAAAUACUGCAGACAGAGCAGCAACAGUUAAGCAGAGCAAUUCAUUAGAGCCAUCUGAAAGUGUGCCCACCAAGCUUCAAAGCACCGACAGAAGGCAAAGCAGCAUCAUGUUUGCUAUGAAAGAUCAACAGAAAGGUGAAGAAAUUAAUUCCAUCAAGCUCCAUAAACGCAGGAGGAGGUUUAUAAUUAAAAAGAGCCCAAUUCUGAUUUCCAUGAACAGCUCCAUUCUCAACCUGCCCACACUUAAAUAUGAGGAUAGAAACAACAGCAAGUGGAAAAGUCUCUAUCAGAUCCAAGGAGAAAGGAAGCGGAUUAUGAGGGAAACUUGUUCAAAAUACAAGAGUAAUAACAGAAGAAUAAUCACUCCUUAUCAUGUGUCUAGAAUAUUUGUAGAGGAUAAAUACAGAGUUUUGUACUGUGAAGUGCCCAAAGCCGGCUGCUCUAACUGGAAGCGGGUGCUCAUGGUGCUGAACGGGCUGGCCUCCUCCACAAAGGACAUCCAGCACAACACCGUGCACUACGGAAACUACCUGAAACGCCUGGAUGGCUUUGACCACAAGGGCAUUUACCACAGGCUCAGCACUUACACAAAAAUGCUGUUUAUUCGUGAGCCCUUUGAAAAGCUGGUGUCUGCCUUUCGGGACAAGUUUGAACAUCCAAACAACUACUACCACCCGGUCUUUGGGAAAGCCAUCAUUUCCAGAUACCGUGUCAAUGCCACCAAAGAAGCACUAAGGACAGGCUCUGGAGUCAAGUUUAAAGAGUUCAUUCAAUAUCUGCUGGAUGUACACAGGCCAGUGGGUAUGGAUAUACACUGGGAUCACGUCAACAGGCUUUGCAGCCCGUGUUUAAUAGACUACGACUUCGUUGGGAAAUUUGAAAGUAUGGAAGAAGAUGCAAACUUUUUCUUGCACUUAAUUGGUGCUCCACAAAAUUUAACUUUCCCCAAGUUUAAAGAUCGUCACUCUAAUGAAGAAAGAACUACCACUAAAAUUACACAGCAGUAUUUUGCACAGCUUUCUCCUUCUCAACGACAACAAAGCUAUGACUUUUACUAUAUGGAUUACUUGAUGUUCAACUACUCAAAACCUUUUGAAGAUUUAUAUUAA